Paramecium tetraurelia is the source of this 1593-nucleotide messenger RNA. RefSeq lists its product as uncharacterized. The record is from RefSeq and is a predicted model, not a curated record. The transcript has 4 exons. Gene Ontology annotation, molecular function: nicotinate phosphoribosyltransferase activity. Gene Ontology annotation, biological process: NAD+ biosynthetic process. NCBI's taxonomy places the organism in Eukaryota, Ciliophora, Oligohymenophorea, Peniculida, Parameciidae.
AUGUAGUAAACAGGAGGAGGACACCAAGACAUCUUAGGAGCUCUACUAAAUGACUCGUACAAGCUAGUGAUGACCUAUUCAUUCUUCCAAAAUAAAAUGGAAAAUGAUUAGACAGCCUUCGAAUUGCUUUUUAGGAAAUGCCCAUUCGGAGGUCAAUAUGUCAUCUUUGCCGGUCUAAACGAAGUUGUUCGUUAUAUUAAGAAUUUUAAAUUUACAGAAGAAGAAAUCGAAUUUGUGAAACAGAAUAUUUUGCCAUCAGAUGCUAACCCGAAAUUUUUCGAAUAUCUUAGGAAUUUAGAUUCUUCUCAAGUUAAAAUCAGAGCAAUGCCUGAAGGAUCGAUUUGUUUCCCCAAGGAACCCUUGAUUAGCAUAGAAGGACCACAAGGCAUAUGUUAACUCAUAGAAACAGCAGUCAUUAAUUUGGUUUCAUUUCCAUCAUUAAUAGCUACCAACGCAAGUAGAAUGAGACAAUUGGCCGGGUCAGCUCAUUUACUUGAAUUUGGAUUGAGAAGAGCAUAAGGACCUGAUGGAGGUAUGAGUGCCACUCAAUAUUCAUUUUUGGGGGGAUUUGAUGGCACAAGCAAUAUGAUGGCUGGAUUACGAUUGGGAAUACCAGUAUCAGGUACCAUAGCACAUUCAUUUGUUACAUCCUUUUCAGAAUUGAAUGAUGUAGAAUCUGCAGAAUUAAAUGGUGUCAAUAUCAAGUUAAGAGCAAUUGAAUAUCAUAAGAAGAUGGGAGUGAAAACUAAUCAAGGCGAAUUGGCUUCCUUUAUAGCCUAUGCUUAAUCUUGUUCAAACAACUUUUUAUGUUUGGUUGACACCUAUCAUACAUUGAAGUCUGGAGUUCCAAACUUUUUGGCUGUUGCAUUUGCUUUAGAUGAUGCUGGAAUUAAGGCCAAAGGCAUUCGUUUAGAUUCUGGAGACUUGGCUUAGUUAUCAAUAUAAGCAAAGGAGAUAUUUAAGCAUUAUGGAGAUCAAUUUGAGAAGGAUGUCUCUCAUCUUAAGGUUGCUGCAUCAAAUGAUAUCAAUGAAGAAGCACUGAUACAUUUCAAUAAGAAAGGACACAAAAUAGAUAUAUUUGGAAUAGGUACUCAUUUGGUAACAUGUUAAAAAUAACCAGCUUUGGGUCUGGUCUAUAAAUUGGUGGAGUGUAAAAAUUAGAUUGUGAUGAAAUUGUCUGAAGAGUAUGAUAAAACUACUUUCCCAGGUUAAAAGAAUGUUUAUAGGGUUUAUACAAGGAGUGAUUAAUGUGUAGAUAUUAUCACAUCAAUUAAUUAUUUACCUGAGAAUAAUGAAUUCAAAUGCAUUGAUCACAUAAACAAAUAGCGAUAUCACAUAAAGCCAACCUUUAUUGAGAGCUUAUUGCAACCUGUGGAUUAUGAUUAUGUCCCUGAUUUGCAUGCAGCUAAGAAACAUUGUACAAAGCAGUUGAAAGAGUUUAAUACUAAAGUAACUAGACUUGAGAGUCCAUAGAAACAUUUAGUUUUGAUGUCCACAGAGUAUUAUUAAAUGUUCUAGUCGAAAUAUGAUGAAAUUGCUAUUGAGGAAGUGAUUGAAUGAUGAAUAUUUUAACAUAAAUAUUUAAUUUUGGAU